This is a messenger RNA of Hansenula ciferrii, 1398 nucleotides long. RefSeq lists its product as uncharacterized. The coding region runs from base 1 to 1398 and encodes 465 amino acids. NCBI's taxonomy places the organism in Eukaryota, Fungi, Ascomycota, Saccharomycetes, Phaffomycetales, Wickerhamomycetaceae. The record is from RefSeq and is a predicted model, not a curated record. The transcript has a single exon.
AUGUCAUUUCUAUCAUUCCAUGAUGAAUCUGCAAAACAUUUCGAUCCAACAAUUCCAAAUGUCUUACCACAUGGGAAAAUGUAUAAACUUCAAGUUGGUGAUAAAUUAUUUAUAUUAAGUGGAGCUUCAUUAUCAUCAGAUGCACCAUCAUAUUUUACAAAUUAUUUCUUAAAUAAUGAUGAAGAUAAACCAUUAUUCUUAGAUCGUUCACCUGAUGUUUUCAAUUAUAUUUAUCAACAUUUACAAGGUUAUCAUGUUGAAAUUCCAAAUUGUGAUGUUUUCACUAAAUUAUUUUCAGAUUCAAUUUAUUUUAAUUUACCAAGAUUAAAAGAAUUAUUACAAAAAGAUGAUUAUUAUCAUGUUGAAAUGAUUAAUGAACAUGUUAAAGUCCCCAAGAAAUUAUUGUUAACUGAGGGAAAUUAUCCAAAUUUUUUCAGUGUUACUUUUGAAGCUCUAUAUAGAGAUCUUAGUGAAUUAAUGAUUUCUAAGAAUUUGAUUAGACCUCCACCACAAGCUGCACCAAGAUUGAAUAGAGAUGGUGGAUUAUUAAAAGAUUUAAUCAAAUUAUUACAAGGAAUUGAUAUUCCAUUUCAAUGUCAAGAUCAUAAAAGAUUGUUAAUUAAAGAAGCAAAAUAUUAUAGAUUUAAUACUAUAGUGGAAAAAUUAGGUUAUGAACAUAUUUUCCAAUCUUUAGAUGAAAAAGAUAAAGGUAAAGAAUAUAUUGUUGUUGAUUUAAAUGAUAUUAAUCCUAGAAAUUUUGUUAAAAAAGUUGAAGAAAAUUUAAGAAUUGAUGAAGAUGAAGAUGAUGAAGAGAAAAGUCACAAAAGACAAAAAACUGAAUCAAAUAUUUAUGAAUAUCAAAGAAAAUAUGGAAUUGAUCCUUAUUCAAGAGCCAUAAUCAUCAAGAUUGAUGAAUUAAAUGGUGUUGAAUUCUUCACUAAUAAACCUGAAUCAGAUGAUGGAUAUACUAUAUAUGGUGCAACAUUUCAAAAUCAAGUUAGAAUUAAAUUAUUAAAAUUUUUGAAAACAUUAUUUCAACAUUCAAAAUUAUCAAAAAUUAAUAUAAAUGGUAGAGAAUUUGAUUUUGAUCAAGUUUUUAGUUUUACAAUAAUGAAUAAAAUUAUAUUUUCAAAAAUUGAUAAUGGAGAUGAUGAUUUUUUUAAAUCUAAAGAAGUGGAUCUAAGACUAUAUGAUGAAAAUAAUCAAGUUCAACCAAUAAAGUUUACUGAAGGUAAUAAUAAGGAUAUCAAAUCAAUAGAUUAUUUAUUGAAAACUUCAUAUUGGAAAUUAAUAAUUAAAGAAGAAAAUCAUGAUACACUUGAUAUAGAUUUUGAAUUAGUAAAAGCUAAAGCUGUUGAAUCUAACAAUGCAGAAGUAUAUAAUGCAUUCUUAAGAUAG